GUAGAAGGAACAGACUUCACUCCGGAAUCACUGCCUGUCUUAGUUAUUUUUUGGUUAUUAAACAAAUUAACUUUAGAGAGAGGCCUGCCUCAGGCCAGUGUGUUGCUCCAGUUACUUAUGCAUUUGUGGGUUGAUUUUUUUGUUGUUGUUUGUUUUUCAUUGGUGGGUUCUUGUAUGUGCCCUGACGCGGGAUGGAAGCUGCAACCUCGGCGGGUGAGAGGACGCGCUAACCCCCUGAGCACCCGGCCGAGGCCAUCACUGCCUGUUCUGUGCGCGGGCAUCUUAAUAAAAGAGACGGAUAGGCUGUCACUGCAACAGACAUUGUCAGUAAUUAACCUCGUGGCCGCAGCCUCUCCCCUGGCGGCCAUUGGGGGCGGAGCCUGCGGGGAUGCUGGGAGCUGUGCUGGCGCCGACGAUCGGCGCAGGGCUGGGUGGACCUGCCCCGCUGACGCUGGUCCUGGUUCAUGGAAACAAGAGGGGCGUGUACAAGUAAGGUUCAGAGAAGUCACGUCAGGCUGUGGAGCUCGAUCUAGCGAUGAAAUGGCUUCUACCUGGACUUCCGGUGGAAUUCCACGGCAAACACGGGGCUGAUUCUGGGGCCCUGACAUUGCCUGACCCUCUGCCUGGGGAGGGCAGGCCAGGGAAGAGCGUUUGCCUUUGGCGAGCAGGGAAGCUGUGCAGACCAUGAAGACAUUGACUCAGAGUCAUAAGGCAAAAGGUUUGCCUUCUGAUACUGACCGGCUCCAGAAAACGCAGGGAAAGCCCGAAAUACUGGUACCAGUUACAUUCAGGGACGUGGCCGUGGUCUUCACACAGGCAGAAUGGAAGCUCCUGAGCUCUGAGCAGAGGAUCCUGUACAAAGAAGUGAUGCUGGAGAAUUACAGGAACCUGCUUUCGUUGGAAUCAAAGCCAGAAACAGACUCCUCUUCCUCUUGCCUUCUGGCCUUCUCCCGUCAGCCUCUCCUCAGCCAACAUGUGCUUCCAGUCUUCCUGGACUUACGUGACUUCCAUCCAGGGGAUUCUGGCCCAGGGCCUCAGGGGCAGAAAUGUUCUUCUCAAAGCCGCUGGAGUGAAAACACAAAAGGUCAAGAGAGAGAAGGUGGCUUCAGAUCCUUGUCUGUGAGGACAGCGGAGAGAGAAACCUCAGGCGCUGUUCCCAGCCCACCCCGAAGACAAUCAGCAAGUCCUAGAGAAGGCAACACAGUGGUAGAAAUAGAGCCUAAGCCAGCCCAGAGGGUACGCCCUGUGCAAACAGACAGAGGAGCGGAGUUAGGAACCCUGAGAUCCGGAGAAGGCAGCUGUAACGAGCAUGAGCUAGACUGUAGUCUGAAACCACACUUUGCUGUACACCAGGUGACCCUCUCAGAAGAGAAGCCCUAUGUUUGCAGGGAGUGUGGGCGAGGCUUUAACAAUAAGUCAAACCUCAACAGACACCAUCGGACGCACUCAAUGGAGAAGCCUUAUGUGUGUGGUGACUGUGGCCGAGGCUUUAGCCUGAUGGCGAUCCUUGUUCAUCACCAGAGGACGCACUCAGGAGAGAAGCCGUAUGUGUGCAAGGAGUGUGGGCGAGGCUUUAGCAAGAAGUCCAAUCUGAACAGACACACAGAAACCCAUUCGGAAGAGAAGCCUUAUUUGUGCAGGGAGUGUGGGCAGAGCUUUAGGAAUAAUUCAGUCCUCAUUAGACAUCAGUGGAUUCACUCUGGGGAGAAGCCCUAUGUGUGCCCGGAGUGUGGCCGGGGAUUUGCUUACAAGUCCACCCUCAGAAAACACCAGAGGACUCAUUCAGGAGAGAAGCCCUAUAUAUGUCAGGAGUGUGGGCAUGGCUUCGGCGAGAAGUCAUCUUUCAUCAGACACCAGAGGACACACUCGGGGGAGAAACCCUUUGUGUGCCUGGAGUGUGGACGAGGAUUUGGUGAUAAGUCAACCCUCAGAAAACACCAGAGGACACACUCGGGAGAGAAGCCUUACACGUGCAGUGAGUGUGGCCGAAGCUUUACCCAGAAGUCAUUCCUCCUUAUUCACCAAGGGACACACUCAGGAGAGAAGCAUGUUUGCAGGGAGUGUGGGCGAAGCUUUAGCUACAAGUCAAAUCUCAUCAGACACCAGAAGACACACUCGGACGUGAAGCCUUAUAUAUGUAGGGAGUGCGGGCGAGGCUUUUUCUAUAAGUCGGACCUCAUCAUACAUGAAAGGACGCACUCCGGGGAGAAGCCUUACGUGUGCAGUGAGUGUGGUCGAAGCUUUAGCCAGAAGUCAUUCCUCGUUAUUCACCAGGGGACACACUCAGGGAAGAAGCAUGUUUGCAGGGACUGUGGGCGAAGCUUUAGCUACAGGUCAAAUCUCAUCACACACCAGAGGAAACACUUGGCGGAAAGCAUGUUUCCAGGGAUCACGGACAAGACCCAGCAAUCAGCCAAAUCUCAUCUUACACCAGAGAGACACCUGGGGUCUGUGUGUGUGGAGUGAGUGUACCUUCAGGGAGGUGUUGACUCUCAUCAGGCACUGAGGACACAUUCAGCAGAGGAGCCUGAGUGUGGGUAACUCUAGCCACACUUAAGUGGGAGGCGUUGUGUGUGCGGGGACUGUGGAUGAGGCGGUAGCAAUAAGUCAGCGUUCAUCGAAUAUCCAGUGGCAGGCAGGCAGGCAGGCACAAGGUGGCACUCGGAGAGGAGCAGCGUGUUUGUAGGGACUGUGGGCAAAACCCUUGUGAUCAGCCAGCCUUCUUUUCAUGCCAUUGAGAGAUCCUUGUGUGGGGGUACGUGGAGCUCUGCCCAGAUAACCUCAUCAGGGCCAACACCCCUGCAGCUCCGGAUUACGGCUGCUGAUGCUGCAGAGACGAAGUCUUUCCUAGGACCUGCUCUCAGCCACAGGGAACUGCACCUUCCUAAGGGCUGGCUCCUGGCCCAUGGUUGACUGCUAUGGGGAGACAAAACCUCAACCCUGGACUCAGUUGUGCCCAAAGGGUCAUCCUGGAUCGAGAGAUGCCCAUCAGAUCUCAGUUGUGAACACAUUGCAGGUCAGCUUCUUCCUCUGCCCAGUCCAGCCCUCAUUCACCAAUAAACCACUUAAUUCUC
Messenger RNA from Myotis daubentonii (Daubenton's bat), 3074 nucleotides. RefSeq names its product zinc finger protein 343 (gene ZNF343). The coding region runs from base 685 to 2466 and encodes 593 amino acids. Gene Ontology annotation, molecular function: DNA-binding transcription factor activity, RNA polymerase II-specific. The transcript has 5 exons. Gene Ontology annotation, biological process: regulation of transcription by RNA polymerase II. Gene Ontology annotation, cellular component: nucleus. The record is from RefSeq and is a predicted model, not a curated record. Lineage: Eukaryota; Metazoa; Chordata; Mammalia; Chiroptera; Vespertilionidae.